CCAGUACUGCAGCGUCUCCUCUCUUUCCGAUUCUCCAAUGUCCACAGCUUGGCCGGAGCUCGUUGUUUUACCGGCUCCAUUUCCACCGUAUUUUUAACGCUCCUACCCGGCCCAGAUCAGGACGAGACCACGCUAAAGGUAAAGAAGAAGCUCCAAGGAUUCGGGAGAGUCUAGGGGGAAUCAAAAUGUCCAGUGAAAGACAGGGGCGGUCAGAUGAUGAGAGUCCAAGCACCAGCAGUGGUAGUUCUGAUGCGGACCAGAGAGACCCGGCGGUGCCGGAGCCCGACGAGGCAGAGGAGAGAAAACAGCAGCCCGCCACACCUCCUCAGCAACAGAAGAAACCCACCAAAUUAUCCAGCAAGACUACCGCCAAGUUGUCCACUAGUGCUAAAAGAAUCCAGAAGGAGCUCGCUGAGAUCACUCUAGAUCCACCACCUAACUGCAGUGCGGGACCCAAGGGAGACAACAUCUAUGAAUGGAGGUCCACCAUCCUGGGACCACCAGGCUCUGUGUACGAGGGAGGGGUCUUCUUCCUAGAUAUCACCUUCUCAUCCGACUACCCCUUCAAGCCACCAAAGGUGACGUUCCGCACCAGGAUCUACCACUGUAACAUCAACAGUCAGGGUGUGAUCUGCCUGGAUAUCCUGAAGGACAACUGGAGCCCUGCCCUCACCAUCUCCAAGGUGCUGCUGUCCAUCUGCUCCCUGCUCACAGACUGUAACCCUGCUGACCCUCUGGUUGGUAGCAUUGCCACUCAGUACCUGACCAACAGAGCCGAGCAUGACAGGAUAGCCCGACAGUGGACCAAGAGAUACGCCACUUAGAGGUCACGAUCCCUAACCCCUGACCCCGUCCUGUCUGAUCCCCUGUCCCCCCAGCCCCCCUGCCUGCAGUGUGAAGGUCCCGGAGGCGACGUCACAUCGUGCAACAAAUCUUUAUAGCCUUUACAAUACGGACUUCUGUGUAAAUGUCUGAUUACUGAUUCUACUCCUCCACAUUUUACCCUGCUAUGAGGACUGGGUCUGAAGAGAGACAGAGAGAGAGACAGAUCCAAGCAGGCAUUGUCUCACGUCAGAUAGCGAAGCGUCGCCUCUGUCUGCACUGAUAGUUCAUGGCAACACAGAGCGUUUGAAUGACGCCAUCUGUCGGAAGACAAUGCCCAACAAAAGGUAAAUGUAUAUUGGAGUAGAAUUUUGUAGCUGUAGAUUUUAGUUAUGUUUAAAUGCCUCUACUUGCAAGUCUUGCUUCUUUGGGAUAUUAAAAAAAUAAAAUGUAUUUUGUGAUGUAAUAAAGGAAACUAUUCCUAAAGUCUCAACCAAAUAUUAUGGUGCAUUUUAACCUUCUCCAUUAUCUGUAUGAAGUUAAAGAAGAAAAAACAACUAGCUGAUGUAGAUUAUUAGAGAUGAUGAUGUCAUUUAUAUGAAAGCCAGACACCCAUUUCCAGUUAUGUAGUUACAUUAUACUGUUGUGAUGACUCUGUUUUACCUUGUCAAUUUGUAAUGAAAACGAUAUUUCAUUGAAACCUUUUUGUAGCUCAACAAAAGAUGAGCCACCACUGUAACAUCCCCAAAACACAAUAAACUUGUCCCCAAGGGUUGAAUUGUA
Molecule: messenger RNA, 1605 nt
Organism: Coregonus clupeaformis (lake whitefish)
Lineage: Eukaryota; Metazoa; Chordata; Actinopteri; Salmoniformes; Salmonidae
Product: ubiquitin-conjugating enzyme E2 E3-like
Exons: 6
Coding region: 186-824 (212 amino acids)
Biological process (GO): protein polyubiquitination
Cellular component (GO): nucleus
Molecular function (GO): ubiquitin conjugating enzyme activity
Source: RefSeq, a predicted model, not a curated record